This is a messenger RNA of Purpureocillium lilacinum, 903 nucleotides long. RefSeq names its product RNA polymerase II elongation factor. Lineage: Eukaryota; Fungi; Ascomycota; Sordariomycetes; Hypocreales; Ophiocordycipitaceae. Gene Ontology annotation, biological process: regulation of mRNA 3'-end processing; DNA-templated transcription; transcription antitermination. Gene Ontology annotation, molecular function: RNA polymerase II transcription regulatory region sequence-specific DNA binding; zinc ion binding. The record is from RefSeq and is a predicted model, not a curated record. Gene Ontology annotation, cellular component: nucleus.
AUGCCCGCCAUGAUGGACCAGCGCGAGCUCGAGUCGCGCGUCAAGGCGCUCAACAAGUCGGUCGCCGCCAACGAGCCGCCCGAGAGCGCCAUCAAGCUGCUCGACUCGCUCAAGAACGAUGCCGCCCCCACGGAGGAGAUGCUUCGGGCCACCCGCGCCGGCAUCAUAGUCGGAAAGCUGCGCUCGAACGCGAACAAGGAGAUUGCACGCGCCGCCUCGGAGCUCGUCAUCAAGUGGAAGAAGCUCGUGGAGCAGGAAAAGAAUUCCAAGCUUCAUAAGAGCAAGGGCUCGCCUGCCCCCGCGCCGGCGUCGUCGCCCGCCCCCCCACCACCCACGAGCCUCAAGAAGACCUUCACCGGCGAUCCGGAGAAGCGCAAGUACGACACUGACGGCGUAGACAUCAAGCGUACCGACUCGAACGUCCGCAACCAGUGCAUCGGCCUCAUGUACAACGGCCUCGCCUACCGGUCCACGGAGUCUGGCUCCGAUGUCAUCGCCAAGGCCAUCGCCGUCGAGCAUGCAAUCUUUGUUGCCUUUAAGGGUGAGACGGCCGACUACAAGAAGAAGAUCCGCUCCCUCUUCUCCAACCUCAAGACCAAGUCGAACAAAGAGCUCGGCCCGCGCGUCAUGUCGGGCGACAUCUCUCCCGACAAGUUCGCCGUCAUGACGGACGAGGAGCUCAAGAGCGAGGACCAGCGCAAGAAGGACAUUGAGCUGGAAAAGGAGAACAUGAAGAAGGCGCAGGUGCCCAUGGCGGAGAAGAGCAUCAGCGACAGCCUCGAAUGCAGUCGCUGUAAGAAGAAGAAGGUCAGCUACACGCAGGCUCAGACGAGAAGCGCUGACGAGCCGAUGACGACGUUCUGCGAAUGCAUGAAUUGCGGUCAUCGUUGGAAGUUCUCAUGA